Molecule: messenger RNA, 2946 nt
Organism: Trichechus manatus latirostris (Florida manatee)
Lineage: Eukaryota; Metazoa; Chordata; Mammalia; Sirenia; Trichechidae
Gene: ARHGEF15
Product: Rho guanine nucleotide exchange factor 15
Exons: 16
Coding region: 1-2946 (981 amino acids)
Biological process (GO): activation of GTPase activity
Molecular function (GO): guanyl-nucleotide exchange factor activity
Source: RefSeq, a predicted model, not a curated record
AUGUCGGCCCAGUCCCUUCCUGCAGCAACACCCCCUACCCAGAAGCCCCCUCGGAUCAUCCGCCUCCGCCCUCCUUCUCGCCCCCGGGUGUCUGCCCAGGCACCAGGGCUUCCCCACAAUGGCUCUUCCCCACAAGAACCUCCCCCAACCUCCAAUGAUGCACCAACCCCGAUGUGCAUGCCCAUCUUCUGGGAGCCCCCAGCCACGUCCCUCAAGCCCCCUGCCCUUCUGCCCCCCUCAGCUUCUAAAGCCAGCCUCGACUCCCCAACUUCCCCAGGCUCAUCUUCUAGCACCCCCAGUCCAGUGUCCCAACGCUCUGUCUCCCCAGAGCCUGUUCCUCAGUCUCCGGUCCCCCCACCCAAGCCCUCUGGGUCACCUAGAACACCUCUGCCCCUGCUCCCUGCGGCCCAGGGCAUGGCCCAGGAUGGCUCCACCUUGGCCCCGGGCACUGGCACUGUGCGGAGGCUGGCUGGCAAAUUUGAGUGUGGAGCUGAAGGCAGGGCCCAGGCUGCUGAUGCCCUGGAGCUGGGCCCCCAAAGUGGAGUGGAUGUGAAUGGGGAGAGAGAGGCUCCCCAAGGCAUCCUCACUGGGAGUGGGUCCCAGGAGAACGGCCCUGUGGAUGCUGCCCUGGCCUGUCCUCCUGGCUGCCCCUGUGUCUGUCAUGUAGCCCGGCCUGGUCUGGAGCUCCGAUGGGUGCCUGUGCGAGGCUGUGAGGACGGCCCCCGGGUCCCCUGCCGGGCCUCCCCACUGCGGACCUCCCGCUCCCGCCCCAACCCUCCACACAGCAGUCACCCCCCAGUUGUCCUCACGUCCUACCGCUCCACUGCUGAGCGCAAACUCCUGCCACCCCUCAAGCCCCCCAAACCAGCUCGGGUCAGACAGAAUGCCACCAUCCCUGGGGAUCCCCCACAGCCAGAUCUCGAUCUGCCCUCCCAAGAUGGAAUCCAAACAGGGGACAGUCCUGAUGAAGCUCCUUGCAACAUUCCUCCAGCAAACAUGGAGGGCAGGGACCAGGAGGGUCUGGAGGGGCUGAAGGAGCAGAACUGGGAGCUGCCCCUGCAGCAUGAACCCCUGUACCAGACCUAUCGAGCGGCUGUGCUCUCAGAGGAGCUCUGGGGGGUUGGCGAGGAUGGGGGUCCCUCACCAGCGAAUCCUGGAGACGCUUCCACUUUAGCACGGCCUCCUGGACCUCGAAACACGCUGUGGCAGGAGCUUCCAGCUGUUCGGGCCAGCGGCCUCCUCGAGACCCUCAGCCCCCAGGAGAGGCGCAUGCAGGAGAGCCUAUUUGAGGUGGUGACGUCUGAGGCCUCCUACCUGCGCUCUCUGCGGCUGCUGACUGACACCUUUGUGCUCAGCCAGGCACUCCGGGACACGCUCACCCCCCGGGAUCACCACACCCUCUUCUCCAAUGUGCAGCGAGUGCAGGGAGUCAGCGAGCGGUUUCUAGGAACGUUGUUGUCCCGCGUGCGCUCUUCUCCUCACAUCGGUGACCUGUGUGAUGUGGUGCAUGCCCAUGCCGUGGGUCCUUUCUCAGUGUACGUGGAUUAUGUGCGGAACCAGCAGUAUCAGGAGGAGACCUACAGCCGCCUCAUGGACACGAACAUGCGCUUCUCCGCGGAGUUACGGCGGCUGCAGAGCCUCCCCAAGUGUGAGCGACUCCCGCUGCCGUCCUUCCUGCUGCUGCCCUUUCAGCGCAUCACCCGGCUCCGCAUGUUGCUGCAGAAUAUCCUGCACCAAACAGAGGAGGGGUCCAGCCGCCAGGAUAAUGCCCAGAAGGCCCUGAGUGCCGUCAGCAAGAUCAUUGAGCGUUGCAGCGCUGAGGUGGGGCGCAUGAAGCAGACUGAGGAGCUGAUCCGGCUCACCCAAAGGCUGCGCUUUCAUAAAGUCAAGGCCCUGCCCUUGGUCUCCUGGUCGAGGCGCCUGGAGCUGCAGGGGGAGCUGACAGAGCUGGGGUGCCGGAGGGGUGGCGUGCUCUUCCCUUCGCGCCCCCGCUUCACCCCCCUCUGCCUGCUGCUCUUCAGUGACCUGCUGCUCAUCACUCAGCCCAAGAGCGGGCAGCGGCUGCAGGUUCUGGACUAUGCCCAUCGCUCCCUGGUCCAAGCCCAGCAGGUUCCGGACCCAUCUGGACCCCCUACGUUCCGCCUCUCCCUUCUCAGCAACCACCAGGGCCGCCCCACCCACCGGCUACUCCAAGCUUCGUCCCUAUCAGACAUGCAGCGUUGGCUGGGAGCCUUCCCUACCCCAGGCCCCCUUCCCUGCUCCCCAGACACCAUCUAUGAGGACUGUGAAUGUUCCCAGGAACUGUGUUCAGAGCCUUCUACACCUUCCAAGACUGAGGGACAGAGUCUGGUGUCCAGGAAUCCCCCCAAGCACCUGCAUAAGAGCCCUGAAGGCUGGUUGAAGGGGGUCCCUGGGGCCUUCCCUGCCCAGUUGGUGUGUGAAGUCACAGGGGAACAUGAACGGAGGAAGCACCUUCGCCAGCACCAGAGGCUUCUUGAGGCUGUUGGGUCCUCUUCAGGCACCUCCAGUGCCCCCCCCACCCUAAUACGGGCUGGAGAGGGGGCACCAAUUGGGACAUCUGGCAGCAUGGCCCAUGGCCUGGCCUCCAGGACCCCUGCCAACAGAUCCCCCAACCUGAACUACAACCAGUCAGCCAGUCUCCCCCUCAGCCUUCAGAUCUGCUGUGGGUCCCAGGCUUGGGUGAAGAAACGGCAGCUGUGGAUCACAGGCCGGCUGGUGAACUUGCUGGGCUUUCUUGCCUGCACCUUGGUGCUCUCACAGAAACACUGGGCUAAGCUGUGGGGCAAGUACAGAGAGCUGGUGUUGCUGCCCAGCUCCAUCCAGCGCAUCUGCUUCCAGAUGAGAAAAUGCCCCCGCACGAUGCCAGAAGGAGAUGAAGGACAGAGACAGAGUGGAGUGGACAGUUGUUGGCGGGUGUGGGCCUAG